Penicillium verrucosum is the source of this 2064-nucleotide messenger RNA. RefSeq names its product Zn(II)2Cys6 transcription factor. Gene Ontology annotation, biological process: positive regulation of transcription by RNA polymerase II; DNA-templated transcription. Gene Ontology annotation, cellular component: nucleus. Lineage: Eukaryota; Fungi; Ascomycota; Eurotiomycetes; Eurotiales; Aspergillaceae. Bases 1 to 2064 code for a protein of 687 amino acids. Gene Ontology annotation, molecular function: sequence-specific DNA binding; zinc ion binding; DNA-binding transcription factor activity, RNA polymerase II-specific. The record is from RefSeq and is a predicted model, not a curated record. The transcript is spliced from 4 exons.
AUGGUCUCUGAAACUCCUCCACAGAAGUCACCCUCGUCGUCUGAGUCUUUCAGAGCUCUUUUAGGCAAGCGUCCUUUGUCUACGUCCAAUGUAGACGGGGACGAGGAGAACCGUCGGAAAGAUCCGAAGAUUAGUAGGGCUUGUGACACCUGUAAGAGAAAGAAGAUACGAGGGCGGCCUCCAACUCCCCCACAUUCAACCACAAUCAAUGAAGUCAAUGAACGCCAACAGAGACCGCGGAGUGAUAAUUUAAACGACCUUUCUAUCUGGCAGCAACCAUCACCUGUCGUUAAUGAUGUUUCGGCUUCACAAGUGCUUUCUCGCCCCUCGCCUGAAAUCGAAAUCGAGGGUCAAUAUGUUGACCCUACCUCGGGAUUGAACUUUCUACACCGAGCGUGGAAAAAGUUGUUGAUCCAAAAGGAUGAGUCUGCAUCAUAUGACCAGAACGACAUGGAGCGAAAUCAACUUCUCACUUCGGCCGGAGACCGCCCGUUUCACGUCGACGAUAGCGCAUCGGAUGGCUUCAUUCCAGAUGCCGGGACCGCGAGAAACCUACAGGAGUUCUAUUUUGAAACGUGUGUUGUGACCUACCGUAUUUUCCACCGACAAACGGUUGAAGGCUGGAUGGAAAUGUUCCUGAAAGAUCGACAGUUAGGAAAGCCGAUUGCUCAGUCCAUUGGCAAUUCCAGGACUGCGAUCCUUCUUACCAUCAUGGCCAUCGCGACCCUGCGCCUUGCGAAAGUUCAUGGGGAGAUGUCCACGGAAGAGGAGUCACUCGUUCUACAACGCAGCGACGACUUGUUCUGUGCUGGUAUGAGAUUAACCGAAACGGAGAUGGGGUUCCCUCGCCUCGAGUCAGCGCAGGCACGUCUCAUCCAAGUCCUCUAUCUUCUUCAAACAGCUCGUAUGAAUAAAGGCUGGUACACAUUCGGGAAUGCAUUCCAUAUCACUCUCUCCUUGGGUAUGCACAGGAGACGCGAUCAAAAGCGAGACUUUCCUUUCACGAGCAAACGACAAAAUUACAUUACUUCAGAGUGCUAUAAGCGCACCUUCUGGGUGGCGUACAUCAUCGACAAAUAUCUUAGUGUUGUAUUUGGCCGGCCUCGACUUUAUCAAGAUGGGGAUAUUGAUCAGAACUUUCCAGAUAACAUCAACGAUGAGGACAUGACGCCACAGGGACCUUCCAUCUCAGAGGACUCAGCUGAUUGUUAUAUUUAUGCUCUCAUAUUUCAUGCGAAAAUUGCACGAAUAAUUGGAAAGGUGUCACGGGAGGUAUACUCAGUCAGCGACCUCUCCAACCAAGAUCGCUUGGCAGCUGCCCAUCAAUCUAGCCGCGAAUUACAUGAAUGGCAUGCGAGCCUGCCACCACACUUAGGUACUGUGAAACCAUCAACAUUGGUCCCCAGUUUCCGGCGUCAGGCUAUCGCCUUGCAACUAGCGUAUUCCCAUGCUCUCAUUCACACCAAUCGGCCCUUCCUCUUGACUGAGGGAGGGUCUGAGAAUGUCAUCGAAUGCAUCUCUGCCACCAAGGCUAGUUUAGAGCUCGUCAACAGAAUGGCUGGAGAUAAUACGCUUCUUCAUUCUUUCUGGUGGACACAUUAUGUCAUCUUCUGUGCACUGGCAGUGGUCUAUGUUUGGGAAAUUCAGCGAACCACAAGACCCACGAACGAGAUUGAUAAUCACUCCGUAGGUAAGAUGUUUGAUCUCGCGGAGAAAUGCCAUGGCCAUCUCAAGCGAGCAUCUACCGGUCUAUCGCAAAACAAACGAUACAGCAUCAUACUGGACGAACUGAGAUCUGAGGCCCAGAGAUGUCGAAUGGGGAAUCUGCCACAUCCACACCAAGGCGGUCGUCCCAAUGGCGAAAACAACGCCAACACUGAUACUAGCUUUCCAUUCUUGCAGGAUUCGGAUAUGUUCGGGUCUGCGAGCGUUCAGGAAGAGAUCAUGCCGAAUAUAUUGGAUAGUUUUCUGUUCAGUGACUGGCAGACACUUGAUUCAUCGGCCAUAUUCCCAUUCCCUGAUCCAAAUUCGGUUUCUCCUAUAUAUUUCCCCGCAGUUCCGUGA